Messenger RNA from Ctenopharyngodon idella (grass carp), 9203 nucleotides. It is a transcript of the gene pdzd2, whose product is annotated as PDZ domain containing 2. The record is from RefSeq and is a predicted model, not a curated record. Gene Ontology annotation, molecular function: protein binding. The transcript has 25 exons. The coding region runs from base 664 to 8079 and encodes 2471 amino acids. Lineage: Eukaryota; Metazoa; Chordata; Actinopteri; Cypriniformes; Xenocyprididae.
AUGUGUUAAAACUGAGCCUUUACUGUUACUACUGCAUCCUUUGUGGAAGAGUUGUCAAAGUUGACCAAAAGGGAGGCGAUUUUUUACAAAAACACACAGAAGAAAACAGCUCAGCUGUUAAAUAUGCAUGCGGUACUUUUCUCAGAUUACUACAGGCGUUUCAUGAGGACUCGACAUGUGAAUCGCAGUGGAUUUCAUUGAUUUGGAUUAACAUUACCUCUGGUCAUGGAAAUACAAUCUGUUUACAUUUUUUAAUGCAGUUGCACGGAUGGUGGACGUCUGUGGCGCCUGUGAGUCAGGAUAGAUUUCGACUCCCAACGAUCUGCUAUUUUCCACUUUAAUGGUAUUGGAAAUCAGAUUUGGCACGCACCAAGACGACCAGCUAAUGGCACACGUUCUCUUGUUACCCCUCAAAGCAUAAACGUGUCCGUCUUCCUCAAUCUCCGUGCUUUCCUUUUGUUUCUGUGGAUGACAUCAUGGACCUCUGUGGUCUAAGAGUAUCACGAGUGGACGCCGGUGUUCUGGAUCUGAAGUCUGUGAGGUCACUGUGUCAUUUUGAGAGGAAUGUGAAGCCAUUUUAAUGCGUCUGAUUACAGCCACCACUGGAGAGCCUUGACUCAACAUGCAGGGGCGGCCCAGGCAGGCCCAGCAGCAGCAGCUAGGAUGCCUAUCACCCAAGAAAAUGCCCUGAGCCAUCUCCUCCUGCUGGAGAACUGGCUCAGGGCUCAAGAAAAGAACCGAGACGAGGGCGAUGAACCUCGGAUGAGCGCAGGCGGUGUUUGCCAGGCCGCCAUCUGCAAGCUUGUGGAAUACAUCCAGCUAAACUUUGCUGAUGUUGAGAGUCCUUUGUACGGUAGUAGCCCAUUUAGAGAGGAAAUCGAUGCUGAAGUGAGGACGGUCUACCUGAACAAGUCUAAGGAAGAUGGACCGGAGUUCGGGCUCAGCUUUGGAAAUAUUCCGAUUUUUGGAGACCCUGAGGGGAAGAAGAAAGGGGUCAGGAGGAGGCGCAGGAAGGGCGAUAAAGGCCCUGUGUUGGAUGUCGGGUGUAUUUGGGUGACUGAAGUGAAAAAGAACAGUCCAGCAGCCCGUUGUGGAGAUAUUAAGCUGCGAGAUGAGCUGCUGUCACUAAACGGACAGCUGAUGGUUGGGGUCGACGUCACUGGAGCCAGUUACUUGGCAGACCAGUGCUGGAAUGGAGGCUGCAUCUACCUGAUCAUGUUGCGAAGAAUCAAACGUAAGGCUCCUCUCCCUCCAUGCAAUGGCAGCAGUGGGGGCAACUGUGUGGACGUCUCUAAUGAGCACCGGCGCAAUGUCUCCAAUGAGCCUGUUGGCAGCCCCACACAGAAUGGGCAGAAUGGAAAACGAACUCGCAAAUUUGGCGUCAUUUCCCGCUCAUCGUUCACUCGCGACAGCAAAGACAGUAAAGAUAGCCGGGACUUUGAGCAUGAGAAUGGCUACAGCUCCAUGGAGGCAGAGGUCACGUCCCCAGAGAGCAGCACCCCUCAGGACACACCGACCGAUGAUAGUCCAUUCAUUGGCUCCUCGGAGGUGAUAUCCAAUCACUUGAAGUUGGGGAGCACGGCCACCCUACCCAGCCGAUUACACUCACGCCUGUCUGAAUCCUACAAAACUGAGUCAAUAAGCAGUGAACCUUCCAGUCAGCCCUGUGAGGGCAGCCGGAUCUGGAAGAUGCACAUGGUGAAGGGUCAAGACGGACUGGGUAUCCAGAUCACGGGCGGGCGAGGGUCCAAACGCUCUCCUCACGGUAUCAUCGUGGCCCACGUGGAGGAGGGAGGAGCUGCACAGAGAGAUGGUCGUCUGAAGGCAGGUGAUGAGUUACUAAUGAUAAACGGUCACUCCCUGGUUGGUCUCUCACACCAGGAAGCUGUAGCCAUCCUGCGCUCUACUGCUGGACUCGUGCAGCUGGUGGUGGCCAGCAGGGAUGAAUCCGAAGUGGACUUCCACAAGUACCCGUCCACCAGCUUGCCCGACCUAGUGAGCACGUGCUCUGGCCCGGACGCCUCUCCCUCCCCCGGGGAGGAGAAGGAGAAUAUGGAGCCGGACAUGGAGGACGUGAGGGCCAGCAGCCUUUCACUGCCCACCCAGGACUUGUUUACAGAUCUUGACAGAUUGGAGGAACGUGGCAGGAUUGAGGGUCCCAAGGGAUGUUGCCGAAGCCCCACACCGAUGAAGUUCCGUAGCAGAUCCCAAGGUGGAGGGAGCCGCCUGGAGUCUGUUGGCGAAGAUGAUGAGCUUAUCGUGGAAAAUGGUGAUACAGGAAGUGACGUGGCAGAAAAGCCAGCGCGAGGAGGACGCAAACAUUCCCUCCCACAGCAGCUGGAUACAGUUGGAGUCCGACAGGAAUAUCAAAUCGUGAAGAAAUCGGCUCGUUCCCUGAGCACUGUUCAAGUGGAAUCUCCAUGGCGACUGGCACAGCCAUCCAUAAUCUCCAACAUUGUCCUGAUGAAAGGACAGGGCAAGGGUCUAGGCUUCAGUAUUGUCGGUGGGCAGGAUUCAGCCCGGGGGAGGAUGGGUAUAUUCGUCAAGACCAUUUUCCCCAGUGGAGCAGCUGCAGCAGACGGGAGGCUGAAAGAAGGUGAUGAGAUAUUGGAGGUGAAUGGAGAGUCUCUCCAAGGCCUCACGCACCAGCAGGCCAUUCAGACCUUCAAGCAAUUGAAGAAGGGGGUAGUUACUCUAACGGUGAGGACCCGUCUGAGAAGCCCCAGUCUUACACCCUGUCCCACGCCAACCCUGCUCAGCAGAUCCAGCUCUCCAAACUCAAAUGCCAGUGGUGGGACUCCAGUCCCUACUAGCUUUGAAGAUGGGGACUCUCGUAAGGGUCCUGGUCCCAAGGAUCGCAUUAUCAUGGAGGUUACAUUAAACAAAGAGCCAGGUGUGGGGCUGGGUAUCGGUGCCUGCUGUCUAACACUGGAAAACAGUGCUCCUGGGAUCUACAUCCACAGCUUGGCGCCAGGAUCUGUUGCCAAAAUGGAUGGCAGACUCAGUCGAGGAGACCAGCUUCUGGAGGUUGAUUCUGUGAGCCUGAGACAUGCGGCGUUGAGUGAAGCCUAUGCUAUCCUGAGUGAAUGUGGACCCGGUCCGGUCAGCCUAAUCAUCAGCCGACAUCCGAACCCCAAAGUGUCUGAACAGGAGAUGGAUGAAGUGAUCACUCGCUCCACUCACAGAGAUAGUCAUUCUUCCCACACACUUGGCCUGCCGUCCAAGAGUCCAUCUCCCACUGUUAAAGUCAAGCAGGGUGAGGGUAAUCCUGCUCUCAGCUGGACCAUGAAGAGAUUCCUAGAGCCAGCCAGCAGGCAAGGCUCAUUGAGUUCAGAGGCAGAGCUCUCUCAGUAUUUCUCAGUUCACGAUGUACCCAGCCAAUCUUCCCUCUCUGAGACCAUGGCGAUGGGAUCCAGUGACGACGACAUGCUGCACUGUAGCCGGAGCUGUAAUACGUCCAUGGAGGAAUCAGCAGCACCUCAGUCACAUGUCUUUCGGGAUGGUUCCUGUAGAGGUUCAGAUAGUAGUCCCACUACCCCAGAAUGUUGUAAAGCUUCUGCUGGGGCUGGUCGCACAGUAGACGCGGCCCAACAGCCCAGCGUGGGAAGCAGCCCGAGUUCUGUACGUAGCCCACUUCUCCGUCAGCGCCGGGUUAUCUGCUAUGAGGAUGAGCCCAGUGACGACGAGACUGGUCUUGAAGAGGACAGUGGCCCUUUCCGUCGCCUUCUCCGUGGGGUCUCAGAGAGUGGCCACCAUCACCACCAGGAGGAAGACUCUGGUAUUGUAAUAGCCACAUCAUCUCUUGAAGUUGAUGAUGAAAGCCAGGAUAGCAGCGAGAGCCACAGACAGCUCGGCAGCGAGCCAGCCACUCCGAUCUACGGCAGCUCGCUUGAAUCUGAGGAAGGACCUAGCGGCCCUCCUGGUGCCGAAUCUCCCUUCAUGCCCAUUCGCUGUAUGGAGGCAGCCGGAGGAACAAACCUGGGCAUCAAAAAAGAGCCCCAUCGAGAAGGGCAGGAGGUUAAACGCUCACCCAAGCUGGAGCACAAAGCCGUGACUCGUGUCAAAAGCAUGAUGAGCAUUGAGUGCCCCAGCCCUCCACAAAGGGCCAAGGGUGAAGAACCACCUUUACUUCCAGCAACCCCUGCUCAGGUUACACAGAAUAGCACACGGCCACCUUGCAGGAUGCUGCACUGCAAGAAGGGUGAAUCCAGUGAGCUAGCAGGGGUCUGCACCAUUGAGACGGUACUGCUCCAGCGUAGUGAGACCGAGUCUUUUGGACUGGAUCUGGAGAUUAAGUCCACUCCACUCAAGGUGCUGAUCACAGGGCUGAGACCAGGAGGUGUUGCGGAAAGGGAAGCCUCAGGGAAGAUGAGCGUUGGUGAUGAGAUUGUAACAAUUGGUGACACCCCUGUGUGUACAUCCACCUAUCAGGAGAUCUGUGACCUCAUGCACAACCUGCCAAUCACAUUGACCUUAGAGAUUAAGAAGCCAGUCUCAGCUGUAGAUCGACUCUCUAGCCUGAUUAUGUCCUCUGGCUGUGAGGGCUCAUCUAAAUUGGAGGCACCUAGACCUCCUCCUGAAGAAAGGAAUCAUAUGGACAAAACUUUAGUUGUGGCUCAAGAAAGCCCUUCAUCAGAAACAAAUAUAAAACAGGCAUUAGCAAUCCACAACAACAUGCCUGUCACUAAUAUUGAUGAUGUAAUAGCUGAACUGAACUCAUCAGAAAGCAAAGAAAAAGACCAAAAUGUCUUGGAAUUCACAGACACAAUUGCAAAAACAGAAGAGUGCAGUAAAGUAGACGACAGAGAGACUGCAGCGCCAUCACAACCAAACCUUCUGGAUUUCUCUGCACUGGAUGUGGGGAACAAUGCUUGCCAUUUUCCUGUAGGAAAGACAUUUUUAAAUAGUUACUCAAGAAACUUUAGUAAUCUGGAAGAGGAUGUUGUCCCUCCAGAGAAAGGACAUGGAGAGAAACCAAGUAUGUACAGUCUGGUGGAAGAUAGUGACUCUGAAAGCGACUCUGCAGACAGUGCUGUCAAAAGAGAGAUGUCUCAAGGUCACUGUGAGGGUCCUCAGGACACUGACUCAGAUGAGGAGGAGGUUGAGCUCUGUUUCAGCACUGUCAGUCAGCCUGCAUUCAGCCAAUCAGAGGGCAGUUCUCUGCAAGAUAGAAAUAGCAUUGACAAUAGCCAUAGUGUUAACAAGACUUUUGCUAGUAUAGAUUGCCACAAUCCUCCAUCACUCUCAGCGCAAGACAAGGAUUCACAAGAGAACAAUCAUUCACCCCUUAAGUUACCAGAGACACUUUCCCCUCAAGUUUUAGAUGAUGUUCUUUUAAAUGGGGAUAGUGGACAUGCUCCCACACAACAGGAAGCAAUGUGUGCAUCUCAGAGAAUACUAUCAAACGGCAACACUGAUGAAAAAUGUGAAACCAUUUCAAAGCCUGUUCAAAUCUGCCAGACACCAACAGGUGUCACUUGUCCCCCUGUAACUCAAAGCAAUCGCCACGUCACCCCGAGAAGUCAAGAGAGGACUGCUAAGUUGCUAUCAGAUGCAUCACUAUUCACAGAGAAACUUAACACUGGACAAGUGCCACUGAGGUCAACUGUGUUAGACCCUAAGGCAUCAAAUUAUACCAGUGGCAAAACUAGUGGGCAGGUCUCCUCUACGCUUGCUCCAAAAGACAAGGAGAGAGGGACAGUUCAUCCCAUACUUGACUUGAAAUCAUCCCUCUCCCAAAAUCAGAGUAAAUCCACCACUUACUGUGUCAGAUCUUUGGGAACUAAAUCCCCUAAUGACACCCCUGUCUCGCCCCUGCUGAGAAGUAAACUCAAAGUUGAUGAUAAAAAGUCAAACACCUCUUCUAAACUCAAGGGUCUAAGUAUUAAAAGUAAAUCCAAAGACCAAGAACAGACUGUCUGUAGAUCACCCAGGGCUGAAAGUCCAGUACACAAGAAAGCUCUCAGCUCCCCAAGUCAGUCUCCUAAACUCCACUCCAAAAGAACCACACCAACUGGUAGCCCUAAAUCCACCAGAGCUUCUGAGAAGAUCAGGGUUUCUACUUGUAAAACUGACCAAAGUCAGCCAACUGUGACCAGUAUUUUGAAGGCAAAUCCCAUCAACACAACCAAAGAAGAACUCAAGCCUUCCAAGAAGGAGCAAGUCUUGGAUCUAAAGGAGCAAGUCUCGAAAUCGGAAGUCACCGUCAGCACUCAAAGAACUUUCAUUGAGGUGCGACUUUCAUCCUCUUCAUCGUCCACACCUGUGCUUACACGCAAGGAAGUAGUGAAUGCAAGUCACUUAAGCUUGGCCUCAGUACCGGUUGAUCAAGUCGAGUGGGAGGAAUCCAGUUCUGAACCCUCUCUUGGAAGGCACACCAUCCCAUUAGAAUCGACCAGUUCUUCAUCUAGUUGUCCGCAGCAUAGUGGUGCUAAUAAGUCAAAUGAAACUGAUGAGGAAGUGUAUUGCAAUGGCCAGGAAGAAAGUCUCAUUAGGAACUCAAAUAAUAAAGAUGCUCCUUCUAGUCUUAAGGCAAGCAAAUCCAAACUGUACCUAAGGGGACUAGAACGGAGGAGCUACUCUACAGACACCAGUGGGACUCUUGACCCAAACCCCUUCUCAGUUCGUCAAAGAAUCCAGUCCUUUGAGAAUCUGGCCAGCUUUGAUCGAUCUGCCAUAAAGUGUAUAGAUAUUCCGUUUUAUGCUAUUAACUCCAAGCCACCUCUAAACCGGAGGUUGUCUGGGUAUGCUGGAUCUGUUAGCACUCAGUCCAAUGACAGCCGUUCUUUGAGAAGGAGUUUCAGCUCAUGUGUAGACAAUUUGAGCUCAACUCCAUCUCCACCAUAUUCACAGAAUUUGUCUUCCAGUUCCACCAACUCUGAACCAACUCCUUCGACCCAAACCACAGAAGAUGUAAUGAAAGAGAAGGUAAGAAAUAAGGCCUCUCAGAACCAGGCCACCGUCAACAUGCCACCAGUACUGCGCUCCCGCAAUGCCCGUGCCCAUGGAGGCCUGUCACGCUCCAAAUUGAGAGAGAUAAGGGCACUGAGCAUGCCUGAACUGGACAAGCUGUGUACUGAGGAUUUUACCAGUGACCCUGGAAAUGUGAUCUUUAAGACGGAGCUGGAAAUCCACCCUCGCAGGUCCAUAGACCCAGCAUCACAUGGCCUGCAGUGCACCAUGAUGACCAGGGUGAGCAGUGUUGACACUGGGGCUCUUGAUUCAACCAGUAACGGGGAGCAACAUGAAGGCCAGGUCACAGGGCUCUCAUGUUGGUCUAUAAGUUUGAAAGACCUUGAAUCUUCUCCUUUGGACCAAAAUAAAGUGCAAGAUCUUCUGUGUUCCCUCACAACCAAAGUGGAUGUGACAAGUCUCAUACAGGAAACAAACAGUCUUUCAGAGGUUAAAGAUGACAUUUACUUUGUGAUCUUAACCAAAGAGCAGGGAUCUGGACUGGGUUUCAGCAUCGCUGGAGGAGUAGAUCUUGAGCAGAAAUCUAUUACUGUCCAUCGGGUGUUCACUCGAGGGGUGGCAGGGGUGGAAGGUACCAUUCACAGAGGAGAUAGGGUUUUGUCGAUAAACGGGACCAGCUUGAGUGGGAUCACACACGGAGAGGCACUGUCCUGCCUUCACCAGACCAGACUGCCGAGACAAGCAUUAGUUAUCAUCCAGAAAGGCAAGAACACUGAGCCAAUAUCAACUAGACAAGAACUUCCUCUUCAGACUGUAGUCUGCCCAUCUCCUGGCCAUAGAGUCAGUAUCAGGGAACAUAAAACAAGUGUGGAAGUGGGGCCAGACGGGGCUUUGAGUGUGGAGUUACAGAAGACUACAGCUGGUCUAGGGUUCAGCGUAGAUGGAGGCAAAGCAUCUGCCCAUGGAGAUCGACCUCUCUACAUAAAACGCAUUUUCCAUGGAGGAGCUGCUGAACAGUCCCGGGUCAUUGACGUCGGAGAUGAACUUCUAGCCAUCAACGGCAGGUCUUUGCAAGGCCUUAUGCACUAUGAUGCCUGGAACAUCAUUAAAACGGUCUCUGAGGGUCCUGUUCAGUUAGUCAUCAGGAAACCCAGGACUUCAGUAUGACAUCUGAUCUAUCUGCACGUGUUGCACGUUUGUGAGAUGCCAAACUGUGGUGGACUCUAAUUGUACAUAGACUUUGCAUUGCUUUUAUAUGUGUUUGUUACAGGAUCCCUAUGAUGAAGAAUUUGUUGCACAUUGAUUUUUAUACAAACCAAGGCUUCUGCAGAUUUGCGGUGGACUUAUGUGGGCUUAAGGUGUUUUAGUAUGUCUUUGAACUUUGUGCUUUAUGACUUUUUAAAGACGUUUAAAGCCUAAUUGUUAGAAUUAUGAAUUUUGUUAAUAACUGCAUCCCUUGUAUAAUAUAUUUUGAUUCCAAUAUUACAAAAAUUGUUUUAUACGUACAGCUCUGAUUAUAAUGGUGAUAAUGCAAACCACUAAAGAGUUUGUUCACUCUGCCUAAUCUGAUGAUUAAGUCAACAUAUAUAUCACACUAUGUGAAUCAUAAAGUGAGCUUUUGUUUUGAACUGGUUUAUGAAUUAUAAUGGAUUUGUGGAAAUUUUUUUUUUUCUUUAAUCUCUGUUAUCGUAGUAAUUUACGAGUAUUUUUAUUGUUCCUCUUGAUGAUUCCAUUUUUGGGAGGGGGUGGGGGGUGCUAUUGAUUAAUUAUUUUAUCUUAAAGGUGAAGUGUGUAAUUUCCCAAACAGGUCUCCCAAACACUCCUAUCACCCCCAUCUGCCAGGCCAUUGUACAGAAAAACAGGGAGUCCAGUUUACACUCACUUCACCUUAAAUACUUGAAUUCAGUCUAUUUGUUAAAAAUACUAAUUCACAAAUCUGGUCAUUCAAAAUACAAUCAUACAAUGAAAAUAGUCACCUAAACACACUUUAAUUUGACUGAAAUAAAAUCAUGACAUUUCAGGUCUUUCGGUUAUGUUUGAUCAUAUUCUUUCAGCUGUGAAUAUUUUCAACAAAGUUGUCUCCUUGAUAACAUGUAUUAGUGCUGUUAUUAUAUUUUACUUGAAUUGUCUGUGUAAAUAUUAAGGUUCCCACUGAUAUUAUUGUAAUUUAAUUUCACUGAGUGUUAAGCACAAGUGUAUUAACUAAAGUGUAUAUGAAAAAAGCAAUCAUGAAUUUUUCUGUUGUCAGACUUUCUGCCCUUGUGAAUAAAGACAUCAGAUAUUUUGUAAUA